Leptopilina boulardi is the source of this 1743-nucleotide messenger RNA. Its product is annotated as cytochrome P450 4C1-like. The record is from RefSeq and is a predicted model, not a curated record. The coding region runs from base 144 to 1661 and encodes 505 amino acids. The transcript has 12 exons. NCBI's taxonomy places the organism in Eukaryota, Metazoa, Arthropoda, Insecta, Hymenoptera, Figitidae. Gene Ontology annotation, molecular function: monooxygenase activity; oxidoreductase activity, acting on paired donors, with incorporation or reduction of molecular oxygen; heme binding.
UAUAAUUCAAUUUUUAUCAUAGUGAUCUAUCAAUGGAAUUAUUUAAUUAUUUAAUUUUAAAAUAGUUUAAAAAAUAUAUCUUCAAUAAAUAAAUAUAAAAAAAAAAUUUCAAAUCAAAACGAUUAAUUAAUUGUGUUACGAAAAUGUUGACAGUUUUGAUAUUUAUUACAGUAGCUUUAAUUGUCUAUCAUUAUAAAACACAUUAUGGAAAAUGUGGAAAGCUUAUUAAUAAAAUUCCAGGACCAAAAAUUACUCCCAUUUUUGGCAAUGUCUUACAAUAUAAUCUUCCAAAUGAUAAAUUGUGGACUUCUCAGAGGAAAGUAAACGCUGAAUAUUAUCCAAUUGUACGACUUUGGCUUGCCAGCAUUCCAGUUAUAAAUAUAUUUCAUCCAGAUGAUAUUCGAUUGCUACUUACUAAUACAACAAUAAUAGAAAAAAAUUUAUUAUACAAUUUUUUGCAUCCUUGGCUGGGAACUGGUCUUCUAACAAGUGCUGGUACAAAAUGGCAGCAUCGACGGAAAAUGUUAACGCCUGCUUUUCAUUUUAAUAUUUUACAAGAGUUUACUGAUAUUUUCGUUGAAAAUGCACAUAAACUGGUAGAAAGUUUAAAAUCAAAGGAGAGUAAAGAAAUUACAAAGGAUAUUAUUCCGCUUUUUAAAAUGCAUACUCUUAAAAUCAUAUGUGAAACUGCAAUGGGUAUACAAUUAGACAAAGUUGGUAAUGAAAAGGAAUAUGCACAUGCCAUUCGUGAAUUAGGAUUUAAUUUAUUUUACAGAGCACCAAGACCGUGGUUUCACAUCAACUGGUUAUUUAAUUUAUCACAAAGAGGACAAAUUCAAAAAAAAUGUUUAAAAGCAUUACACGAUUUUACAACAAAAAUUAUUAAAGAGCGAAAGAAAUAUCAUGAAAGUAAUUCAAACGAAGAACAAAAUAAUUUAAAGAAAAACGGUCAUGUGGAAGAUGAUAUUGGUAUUCGCAAGAGAAGAAAGGCAAUGUUAGAUAUUCUUUUAAAUUCUGCAAAAGAAAAUGGUGACAUCGACGAUGAUGGAAUUCGUGAGGAAGUCGAUACAUUUGUUUUUGAAGGUCAUGAUACCACGGCUAUGGCUUUUAUAUUCACAGUUUCUCUUUUGGCUGAACAUACGGAAAUUCAGAAUUUAGCCCGACAGGAAGUAAGUGAAAUUCUAAAUAAAUGUGAUGGAAAAAUAGGAAUAAAAGAAAUUAAUUCAUUGGAUUAUCUCGAUCGAUGUAUUAAAGAAAGCCUUCGCUUAUAUCCAAGUGUUCCAAACAUAGGUCGAGCAGUUACUGAAGAUCUUCAACUCAAAAAUUAUCUAAUACCUGCCGGAUCAAUAAUUAAUGUUCAUAUUUUUGAUCUACAUAGAGAUCCUAAUUAUUGGCCAAAUCCAAAUGUUUUUGAUCCAGAUAGAUUUUUACCAAAUGCUGUACAAAAUAGACAUCCAUUUGCAUACGUGCCAUUUAGCGCAGGCUCUCGUAAUUGUAUAGGUCAAAAAUUCGCAACAUUGGAGCUAAAAGUUUUAAUUGCUCAUUUAUUAUAUAAUUUUAAAUUGUCAACGACUGAUUUUGCACAUAAAGUUACACUUCUUCAGGAUCUUGUUAUUACGCCAAAUCAAUCAAUGCGCGUAAAAUUUACAGCAAUAAAAUAAUUUUUUUUUUAAUUUUUAAUUUAAUUGUUUCAUUUUAAUGUUAAUUAUAAUCGUUUUAGAAAUAAAAAAAAAAUUUAGACAA